Messenger RNA from Python bivittatus (Burmese python), 3622 nucleotides. RefSeq names its product transglutaminase 5 (gene TGM5). The record is from RefSeq and is a predicted model, not a curated record. Gene Ontology annotation, molecular function: protein-glutamine gamma-glutamyltransferase activity. Gene Ontology annotation, biological process: peptide cross-linking. Lineage: Eukaryota; Metazoa; Chordata; Lepidosauria; Squamata; Pythonidae.
CCACCGCUGCCACCCUGUUGCGGCGGGAGAAGAGAAGGCAGGAGAUGAGCGAGAGGGAGGGCCAGUGCUGGAGAACAGGGUCUGGACUCCCUGCCUAAGAGACGGAGUUCAGCGAGGGACAGUGGGAACGCAGCCAGAGGAUUCUCCGAGAGCAGCUGCUGCGUUGAUGACCAGUCACCGAGCAGGACUGCAGCUGGCCUUCGUGGACUGGCAUGGCCCAGAGAACAACCGUGCGCACCACACAGCUGAGACGAGCAGUGGGCAGCUGGCCGUGAGGAGGGGGCAGCCCUUUGCGCUCACCCUCCACUUCCACUCCAGGAACUACCAGCCUGGCUUCGAUUCCAUGUACCUGAGUGCAGAGACAGGGCCAGGGCCAGAGCAGGCCAUCUUCCCGGUGGGCCUGAGCCAGCCACACACCUGUGAGACUUGGAGAGCCAGCGGAACCUCCAGUGGCCCACGGUCCACGGAUGUCAGAGUCUCCGCUCCCGCAGUGGCUCCCAUCGGGCGGUACCAGCUGAACGUCCACUUCGACUCAGGCCAGGGCUUGUCGUCCUCCUACCAGCUGGGCGAGUUCCUCCUCCUCUUCAAUGCGUGGUGUCCAGACGACGACGUCUACUUGGAGAGUGAGGCCGAGAGGCAGGAGUAUCUGCUGAAUGAGCACGGCAUCAUCUUCCACGGAAACAAGAACUGGAUCCACCCGGUCCCCUGGAACUACGGCCAGUUCGAGGAGGAGACGGUUGGCAUCUGCCUGAAGCUGCUGGACAGCAACUUGCAGUGCCAGCACCAUCCGGUGCAGGACUGUGCCCUGCGCAGCAGCCCGGUCUACGUCAGCCGGGUGCUGAGCGCCAUGGUCAACAGCAACGACGACGCUGGGGUUCUCCUGGGGAACUGGAGCGAGGAUUAUUCCGGGGGGACUCGCCCCAGCGAGUGGAAUAGCAGCAUCGCCAUUCUGAGGCAGUGGGAACGCUCCGGAGGACAGCCGGUCAAGUACGGCCAGUGCUGGGUCUUCGCAGCUGUGAUGUGCACAGUGAUGCGCGGCCUUGGGAUCCCAACCCGUGUGGUGACAAACUUUGACUCAGGACACGAGAAGGAUGGGAACCUGGUGAUCGACAUCUUCUACGACAACACCGGGCAGCUGCUGCCCCGGGAGAGCAAGGACAGCAUCUGGAACUUCCAUGUCUGGAAUGAGUGCUGGAUGGCGCGUAGAGAUCUCCCCCCUGGGUACGACGGCUGGCAGGUCUUAGAUGCCACACCCCAGGAGUCCAGCAACGGGCUGUACCGCUGUGGCCCAGCGCCCGUCAGAGCGAUCCGGGAGGGCGAUAUCCACCUGCGCUACGAUACUCCCUUUGUAUUCUCAAUGGUGAACGCUGACCGAGUGGUUUGGCUGCUCUCUGGGACGAAAAGAGAAAAACUCCAGUGGAAUCCAAGCGCUGUGGGGAACCACAUCAGCACCAAAAGCAUCGGAAGUGAUGCGCGAGAAGACAUCACCCACACUUAUAAGCACCAGGAAGGCUCCCUGGGCGAGCGCCAAGUGUUCUUGAAGGCCCUCGCUCACAGCCAGCCCUUCAGCCCCAUAAGGCCCGGCCCAGACGCCCUUCCAGCCACACCCGACCCCCUGCCAAGGGUGCCUGCUCUCCAUGACGACCGUGCCCAGGAUCCCCCGGCAGGGGCCCAAACCUCUCUCCACCUGCAGCUGGCGGAGAGUCCGGAGGUCGGCCAGGACAUCUACCUCACCCUCCUGGCCCGCAACCUGGAGUUUGCCUCCAAGGCCCUUAAGCUGAGCCUGAGCGCCCAGCCAGUGCUGCACAACGGGCACCCCUUGCCUCCUUUCUGGCAGGACACCAUGUACCUGUCCUUCAGCCCCAAGGAAGAAAAACGCAUCCCUUGGCUGAUCUCCUACGGACAGUACGGCAGGCACCUCCAGGAGGACAAGCAGAUCCGGGUAGUCGCCAUGGGGGAGGAAAACACCUCCUGGGAGAAGGCCCUGGCCGAGAAGACCAUCACAGUGGCCAGCCCCCCGCUCGGCAUUCAUGUGUUGACCCCUGUGGUGGUGAACCAGGCCUUCCGGCUUCGAGUGGAGUUUGCCAACCCUCUGGCCGAACCCGUCAGUGACGGCCUCCUGACUGUGGAAGGGGGCGGCCUGGUGAGAGGCCAAGCUCAGAUAGAGUUGGGCUUCCUGGCUGCCCGGCAGCAGGCCAGCAUCACACUCCAGCUGACUCCCUACAAAAGCGGGCCCAGGCAGCUGCACGUCAGCCUCAGGAGCAGCCUCUUCCCCCCCCUGAAAGGACACAAGCAGCUGCAGGUGGCCGGAGGGGGGCUGAGGGCCAGGCGGCAGCCAUAGCGGCACCGGAGGACGAGGAGGAGCAGCUGCGACCCGUCUCGCCACCUCUCUCCCUCAACGCCCUUAAUAAACUGACUGUUGCACCAGGCAGGGUCGUUCCUUGGUGUAGUGGCAGCAGCAGCUUCCGCAGGACCCCCCCUCAGAGUCCGUGUGAAAUGGGGGAGGGCGGGGGGAGACUGAAGGUGGGCUUAGCAAAGCAAGGCCACGCCUCGGGCAGGGACUGCAUUUGCCUCAGGUUUCACGCCCUGCCCAACUCAAAAGGCCCCGGGCAGGUUACGAGACAUCUAGCAGCAGCAGCAGCAGGAAUAAAAUUAUAAGUGAGGUGGGCCCCGAUAAAUGUAGCCCGAAGGCACCUCUCCCCCGGGGUAGGAGAUGUCUGCUGACCCCGCCACAGGGCUCAAGGGUCCAGGAGCCAAGGCCCUCCCGUGCCCAGGGCUGCUGCCUUUGGAGCAGGCGGGCAUGUGGCGCAGCGGACGGCUGAGUCCACACCUGGAUCGCACUCCCCAGCUCCCCCGGCCACCGGGGGACAGACAGGCAAAGCCUUGACCAACUGGCAGUGGUGGCCCAGAGCCUCCGAGAACCCCGGGCUGAGACCAGGCCAACAGUAAGGACACACACGGCAAUGCAGCUGUUGUGCGGCCUGGGGCACAGUGGGGAGAGGAGAGACAGUAGAAUCUGCCCCGGGGGAAAGGUGGAAACCGGGCCGAGGCGUUGAAACAGCAGGAGGCCUUGUGCUGUCCAAUGAACGUGGGCUUCAGAUGCAGGCUGAUGGGGAUCCCGGGAGGGACACAGCCUCGAAGUUGGGAAUGACCAGGAGGACCCAAAGUUCCCCAGGGGGUCUUUGCUUGCGCUUUUCUGCACCGUCCCGGGGAACAGGCCAGCAGGGAGCCACACCGUGUCCCCUGGGCCGGAGCCACAGCUGACCAUCCCGGCCACCGGGCCUCUGUUCACCUACUCAUGAAGAAGGCAGACAUAGAGAACGGGGGGGGGGGGCAGGAGACGGGCAGAAAGCUGGAGGUCUGGGGCCCCUGGCUCCCGACACGCGCCCCCGCCCACCCUCAUCGCUGCCGCAAGCACACGCCACUCAAGUCGCCGCAUCCGCAUUCCGUCAAAGUCUCUCUGGAACCGGACCGUGAACACGUGCUCGUGCGAUCAAAACAACAACGCUGCAAGACGUUACAAGCUUCCUCCGCUGAGCCCCGCGGUCCUUUACUGCCUGCAGCCGGGAUAAAAGAGCUACGGCUGCUCCUUGGCCCAGGCGCCUCCCAAUCCUGCACCCCC